UAGUCGAAUACUAGAUGUUAGGCUACACAAACGUAACGUAGGCUAGUUUAAUUAUUACAUUUUUACAUCAUAAAAAAAAUAGAUCUAAAAAUCUAACAAUCAAACUGCACCACGUAUGCAUAUCGUGUUGAUAUGUGUUUUCAAUUAGAUCUAGAUCUAGAUAUCUAGAACUAGAUUCUAGGUCUCAAUGCCUAUUUUAGAUCUAGAUCUAGAAGCCCGUGUUGAAACGAAAGGUAUUUAAAUGAGAAAAUAUGAUAGAACCAGAUUUAACAAGUAUACCUCUUCCUAUGGAAACAACAGAUAUUAAAAAUGUAGAAAUCAAGAAGACUGCCAAAGAGAUGCUGCAAGAAGCUCUCAAAGAUCACAAAUCUGCAGGAGAAAGUAGUUCGGAUCCAAAAAAAGUAAAAUCAUUCACGUCAAUUGAAGCCAGAACACAUAAUGAAAAUGAUGGGUCAUCAUCUCAAAGCAUUGUUGACGAGCUGUUCAAAGACUUCAUAUCUAAGAAAAUUGGUGGUGGUUCAAAUAAAGACGGAACGGAAAGAAAACGUAAUACAAACAACAAAGGUUCAGUUGAUGAUGAAAUCAGUAAACUUCUUGACAUGGAAAUCAGCUCAAUCAAAUGUAAUACUCGGGAUCCCAGCCAGGUUCCAGAGAAGCAUCCGUCCCCAGACAUAAACUCUAGUUUAAAUGAAAAGGAAAGUCUUGAAGACAACGUAUCCCCACUGAAGGCAGCUGAUGUUUUUGAGAAAACUAGUAAUAAGGAAUCAACAACAAAGUCUGCAUCUCUAACAAAUGUAAGCCAGUCGUCCCCAGCAGCAUCUGAAAUGUCCAAAACUCUUGCGAUGGUGCCUCAUUCAGUGACCAAAAGAAUUGGAGCACCUAAACAGUUAAUGAUGAAGCUGAGUUCAGAGAGCCUCACUCUCAUCAAAUCAACAGACAGAAUUGAUAGAAAUGGCAAACUUAGAGAAGAAGGUGAGGUGUAUUCCUCUCACAGUGACAAGUCUGACAGGUCUGAGUCUGACCUGGAUGACUUGCCAUCAGAGACAGGAUCCAUCAGCUCAGACACAACAGGCAUCCACUCACACAGAAGUAAGAAGAAAUCCAAGCACAAGAAAAAGAAGAAAAAGUCAUCCAAGUCUAGAGACAAAGAGCACAGACACAAACAUAAAAAGUCAAAGGACGGGGACUCUGGCCGCAGUGAUGAUGAUGGUGACAAGCGAAGUGAUAAGGCAGGUUAUGGCUCUGAUUCUAAAAAAGAAAAAUAUUCUAGGAGCAGGUCUUCUGAAAAGAAAGAAUAUGAAUCAGAUGGCAAGCGGAAGCACUCUCGUUCACGAUCAAGAUCACCAAAGAAAAGAAAGAAAUCACGAUCAUAUUCCAGGUCACCAAAACACCAUGGAUCAUAUGGAAGAAAACAUUUUGGUGAAUGGGACGCCAGGCAUUAUGGUGAUAGAAAAUCUCCCGGAAGAGAUAGAUCAAGGUCUCCCAACAAAAGAAGAUCCAGGAGCCGUGAGAGAGAGAGAAGUCAUGAAAGGAAUGAAAGAGAUUUACGGUUACAAAUUGAUAAAGCUAAGUUGCGGAAAAUUGCCAUAGCUAAUGCGCUACAAAAUAUGAGGUCUGGUCAGGGUCCUCGAGUAGACCUUACAGCUGUCAAAAGUGGGGGGAAGUCAGUUGAGGAGUUGACAGAGUUCUGUAAAAAGAUAUCAGCCAAAGGCAAAGACAAGCCAGAGGUUGAACUCAGUGACAGCAGCGAUGAUAAUUUGAUGCCGUCAACUGAAGAAGAUGAUCAGCUGAUACAUCAUCCUUUUAAAGUCAGGGAAUUGAACACUGCCAGCAUCAAAAUGAACAUUCGAAAUGCUAAGCAGCUGCCCGUGCUGACACCUGUUGAGAAACAAGCCCAGCAGGCAGCUCUCAGACUAACAUUCCCAGUUUCCAGUGGGUCGCACCACAGAGCCAGUGAGUCAGAGUGGGUUCCAGUGGUGAAGCCAACUCCACCUGCACCACCAGCAACAGCCCCUGCAUCCAGCCAGAGUCCAGCAGCCCCCCCUCCACCACCUGCGGAACCUCCCAAACCUGAAAGUAUAUUUCCUAACCCUGUUGAGGCACAGAAAAUUGAUAUAGGAACCAUCAUAUCAGAGAGACUACAGGCAGUCAGAAAGUUGCAGGAGAAUCCAUAUGAUGUUCAGGCCUUAACAAAAAUGCACAAAGUUCAAGAACAGGCCAGUAUGUGGGCCACAUCAAAACAUUUGCCUGGGCAAUUUACAGGAAGUACAGGCGCUCAUGUUCUAUCACAACAGGAACUCAUUGGGGAUAAAAGACAUCAGGCAUGGGCUAAAAAGACCCAGUUGACUCAGGCUGCUCCAGUCAAUGGUGGAAUUGGCAUGUUCUUACUUCAGAAGAUGGGCUGGAAGCAAGGGGAAGGUCUGGGCAAAAACAAUGAAGGAAGCAAAGAACCUCUGAUGCUUGAUAUCAAAAUUGAUCGGAAAGGUCUAACAGCAGCAGCUGAGAGCAACAAAGUGAAGACUGUCACUGCUGGAGUACCAAGGGCUAAAGAUUUAUCAAACAAACACCCUGUCUCUGCAUUAAUGGAGUUGUGCAAUAGAAGGCGGUGGGGAGCUCCUGUGUUUACAGUUGUUGAAGAGAGUGGUCCAGAUCAUAAAAAGAGUUUCCUCUUUAAGGUAAAAGUUAACAAUGUAGAGUAUCAACCCAGUGUAUCAAGUACAAAUAAAAAAACAGCCAAGGCACAGUGUGCUGCUGUUUGCCUGCAAGAAAUGGGCCUUUUGCCCAGAGAUGCACCACUUAACGUUUAGAAUUUUAUUUUUAUUGCAGUUAUUUAUUUAGAGUAAUGGUAGUUUAUUUCUUUUUUAUCAUUUUAUUUAGUUUCAUUUGAUUUUUGUUUGUUUUUUUAAAGUUAUAAUUUAAAAGCUUUCUUUUUUUUAAAACCACUUGUUUUUAAUUUUAAAAUAUUGUUUAAUUCUUUUAGUUUGUUUCUUUUUCUUUUUUAUAUAAACUAGUUUCUACUUUUUAAUUUGCUUCAUCUUUAUCUUUCUGUUAAUGACAAGAUCUCUUAUAAGACUACAGCAUUUUAAAAAGCUUUUGCGCUUCUUGUACUAUCUUGUAUGAAGGUGGAAAUAAUGCACACUUAAAUUUUACUCAUCAAAUUACUUUAACAUCUGCAGCAAAAUUAUAAUUUAUUUACAAAUAAUAUAUUUUAAAUAAGUAUUUAUUACCAUUAAUUUAUAUUUCAAUGAACAAAUUUGCAGAAGAGGGAAAUAAACAUGUGAUUGUUAAUUCAGAAAAGCUUAACUAUUAUUCCUCUAGAUGUUCUCCAUCACUAGCAUCUUUCCAGUGUCACUUGAUUUUGUAAUGCAACUGACAGUCAAAAUUGUUUUUGCAAUCUUUAAACAUUAUUUAACCAAUGUUUUAACAUAGAACAUUCAGUUUGAAUUUUAUGCAUCAGGGUGUUUUAUUUUUUUGUCAGAUGUGAAACUUAUCUGUAAUUUCCCUCUUCCCCCCCCCCCCCC
Molecule: messenger RNA, 3521 nt
Organism: Physella acuta
Lineage: Eukaryota; Metazoa; Mollusca; Gastropoda; Physidae
Product: protein SON
Biological process (GO): regulation of mRNA splicing, via spliceosome; regulation of cell cycle
Molecular function (GO): RNA binding
Source: RefSeq, a predicted model, not a curated record